AUGUCGACAUGGGUAUACCCUCCCAUACCUCCAGAUGAGUUGCGCAAGGCCGAGGAAGAGUCUCUGAAGCUCGAGCUUCAGUGGCUAUUGAAAUCACUCCAACACUCGUUGGGCCCUUUGAAAGAGGGUCUGGAAGAAUGUGCAGCCUUACUGGCGGCUAAAGAACCCGGCUCGACCUUGGUGCUGUCGUCUUUACGAUCCGAGAGUGUUAAAGGCUUUGUUACAAGAGUCGGCACCAAGCUGGUCAAGGGGGAUGUUCACCUGCGUCUUCUCACCCUUCCGCCAAAUACUCCUAGAGGCACCACAACAUCUACGCCGUCCACGCGAUUGAUAUUUCAUUCUUCAUCCUCGUCAUCAUCCGAUAUCCUCCUCCCUCAGUUGCAAUCCGUCAAGUCACUCAUCAAUGAUUCUCUUGAUAUCAUCGACGUCUCCAGAUGGACCGGUCAAUCCACCGAUUCAUCCUUCAUGGAAGGCCAAAUGAAACUUCUUCAUGACCAUCUUCGCGAUGCAAAGGCAUAUUUGAGAGGGCCUGUAACGGGAGCGGAGUUUGGUUCAAUCCCUGGUGCGGAAUGGUGGACAAACAGCGCCGAUGAGAGCGUCUUCCAACCGCCCCUCGGUGAUCGUCUCAGCUUACAUUUUACAAUCCAGGACGCCAACCUCGUCCUCACCAUCAGGACAUUGACUCCAACAUCUCCCGGUGGUACACCAAGCUCUGUUCCCGACAACUCAUUCUCUCUGUCUGGUUUCAACUUGAGAGGCAAACUACUAGGCCUCGGACCAAAGCCGCCCAAUCAUGAUGAGAUGGGCGAGAUCUUUGAAUGGCGUGGUAAACAGGACGUCAUUGUCCGUGAAAAGGUACGGGUCGAAAGUGGUGACCCAAGCUUGAUGAGUAUUGCAGCCAAGCUCAGUGCCCUAGAACAUGAGGUGGCCCGAUGGCGUAUGAAUCUCAGAAUCAUCUUGACGGGAAGCGUCGAAGAGGAUUGA
Messenger RNA from Exophiala viscosa, 984 nucleotides. RefSeq names its product RAVE subunit 2/Rogdi. The record is from RefSeq and is a predicted model, not a curated record. Bases 1 to 984 code for a protein of 327 amino acids. Gene Ontology annotation, cellular component: RAVE complex. Lineage: Eukaryota; Fungi; Ascomycota; Eurotiomycetes; Chaetothyriales; Herpotrichiellaceae. The transcript has 3 exons.